CUAUCAAAUCCAUCCCCAAAUUUGUCAGAUAUUUUUCCUAUAUAUACGAAUGUUUAUAACAUUAAACAGUUUCAAAUUGUCUAUCACAUAUACAUUGUAAGAAACGAGAUGUCGCUGCAAAAUGAUGAACAAUCUACAAACUUGCUUCAUUCUCAAGCGCACAUCUGGAACCACAUCUUCAGCUUUAUAAACUCCAUGUCUCUCAAAUGUGCUAUUCAGCUACAAAUACCUGAUAUCAUCAAUCGCCAUGGUGCACCAAUGUUGCUCUCCGAGUUAGUUGAAGCCCUCUCCAUCAACAAGGAGAGAGCUCAUUUUGUCUAUAGACUUAUGCGCAUCCUUGUUCACUCUGGUUUCUUUAUCAAACAAAGUAUAUGCACAACAGGAGACCAUAAGGAGGAGGAAAGAGAAGGCUAUUUGCUAGCUCCUGCUUCUCGCUUCCUUCUAAAGGAAGAGCCAUUAAGCAUUAGACCCUUUUUGCUAGCCAUGUUGGAUCCAAUACUGAUGGAUCCAUGGCAACAUAUGAGCAAAUGGUUCCAGAACGAUGACAUCAACCCUUUUCACACAGCCCACGGAAGGAAUCUUUGGGAUUUUGCAGGCCAAGAUCCGAAUCUUAACCAGUUCUUCAAUGAAGCAAUGGGCAGUGAUGCAAGGCUUGUGACAAGUCUGGUUCUAAAAUACUCUAGAGAUGUUUUUGAAAGGUUGAAUUCAGUUGUUGAUGUUGGGGGUGGUACUGGAACCGUUGCCAAAGCUAUUGCAGAAGCUUUUCCUGAUAUAAGUUUCAGCUGUUUUGAUCUUCCUCAUGUUGUUGAUGGUUUGGUAGGAAGUAAGAAUUUGAGUUUUCUUGGUGGAGACAUGUUUGAAUCCAUUCCAAAAGCUGAUGCAGUUUUGGUCAAGUGGAUAUUACAUGAUUGGAGUGAUGAAGAAUGCAUAAAGAUAUUGAUGCAAUGCAAAGAGGCAAUCCCCAGCAAAGAAAAUGGAGGAAAAGUAAUCAUCAUAGACAUGGUUUUGAAGAACGGUGAAGGGGACAAGGAAUUACUCGAGACUCAGCUUUUCUUUGAUAUGCUUAUGAUGACCUUGGUGACAGGAAGAGAGAGGAGUGAGAAAGAAUGGGCAAAGCUUUUCGUGAACGCUGGCUUUAGCGAUUACAAGAUAACUCCAAUUUUGGGGUUAAGAUCUCUCAUUGAAGUUUAUCCCUAGGACCCUAGCUAGUUAAGUUGCAUUGCUUUUAAUACAUCGUAAGUAUUGAUGAAGCAAGUAAAAUAUGAAACUUAUUUGUACGUUCUUGUUCUGUUGUUUCUUUUUGUGAGUG
Messenger RNA from Lactuca virosa, 1309 nucleotides. The record is from the annotation of a GenBank genome assembly. Lineage: Eukaryota; Viridiplantae; Streptophyta; Magnoliopsida; Asterales; Asteraceae.